AUGGCAGGCAGCCACAGAAUCCCAGUACUCCUCCUCUGCUUGUCGGUGGCGUCAAUGGUGGCAGAGUCCGGGAUCGGAGUGAACUGGGGGACGAUGUCCAACCACCGCCUGUCGCCGGAGACGGUUGUGGAUCUCCUCAAGGACAACAAGAUCGGGAAAGUGAAGCUGUUCGACGCCGACCCGGGUGUGCUGAGGGCGUUGAUGGGGAGCGGGAUUGAGGUUAUGGUGGGGAUCCCCAACGAGAUGCUGGCGCUCAUGAGCUCGUCGUCCUCAGCUGCCGACUUGUGGGUCUCGCAGAACGUGUCCAGAUACAUGGGUAAAGGCGGUGCUAAUAUCAAAUACAUUGCGGUAGGAAAUGAACCUUUCCUCACAAGCUACUCCGGACAGUUCCAACCGUACAUCAUGCCUGCCCUCACAAACCUACAGCAGUCCUUAGCAAAAGCGAACCUCGCGGGCCCCGUUAAACUCGUCGUCCCCUGCAAUGCCGAUGCCUACGAAUCCUCUAUCCCUUCACAAGGAACAUUCAGGCCCGAACUCGCCCAGACCAUAACACAGCUCGUCACUUUCCUCAACUCCAACGGCUCGCCUUUCGUGGUGAACAUUUACCCCUUUCUGAGCCUUUAUGGAAAUCCCGAUUUCCCUCAGGAUUACGCCUUCUUCGGCGGCACAGCCCACCCCGUGGCAGAUGGGCCCAACACUUAUGAAAACGCAUUCGAUGGAAAUUUCGACACUUUAGUCUCAGCCCUGACCAAACUCGGGUACCCCCAGAUGCCGAUUGUGAUAGGGGAAGUGGGCUGGCCCACAGAUGGGACCGUGAGCGCGAACCUGAGCGCGGCCCGAGCCUUCAACCAAGGGCUCGCUUACCAUGUCCUGAGCAACAAAGGAACCCCUCUCAGGCCAGGCGUGCCCCCCAUGGACGUGUACCUCUUCAGCCUUUUUGACGAGGGGGCGAAAAGCGUUCUCCCAGGAAAUUUCGAGAGGCACUGGGGAAUAUUCUCGUUCGACGGGCAAGCAAAGUACGGGCUGAAUCUUGGCAAUGGGCUUCUGAAGAACGCGAAGCGGGUCGAGUAUUUGCCGUCGAGAUGGUGUGUGGCGAACCCUAUGCGUGAUUUAUCGGCUGUGGCGAGUCAUUUUAAGCUCGCGUGUAGCUUUGCGGAUUGCACGACUUUGAACUACGGGGGAUCGUGCAAUGACAUAGGGGAGAAGGGGAACAUAUCGUACGCGUUCAAUAGCUACUAUCAGAUGCAGAAGCAGAAUCCGAAGAGCUGUGAGUUUGACGGGCUCGGGAUGAUCACGUUCUUGGAUCCUUCGGUCGGGGAUUGCCGGUUUCUUGUUGGGGUUACAGAUGUGAAUUCUUUAGGGUUUAGAUUGGAUGGUGGGAGGAUUAAGGUUAUGCUGUUGAUUGUUUUUUGGAUGUUUAGAUUGUUUGUAGCAUGA
Molecule: messenger RNA, 1437 nt
Organism: Striga hermonthica
Lineage: Eukaryota; Viridiplantae; Streptophyta; Magnoliopsida; Lamiales; Orobanchaceae
Source: the annotation of a GenBank genome assembly